Lachancea nothofagi CBS 11611 is the source of this 1323-nucleotide messenger RNA. The record is from the annotation of a GenBank genome assembly. Lineage: Eukaryota; Fungi; Ascomycota; Saccharomycetes; Saccharomycetales; Saccharomycetaceae.
AUGGGAAAACACUUGUUUGUGCUAGUGCAUGGCCUAUGGGGUAAUUACAAGCACAUGAACGCCAUCCGCGAAGUGUUUGCAGAUUCGUUCCACGACAAGGAGAACACCUUAUUCUUCUCUCCACGGCAAAGCGGCUACUUCAAAACAUUCGACGGCAUCGAAAUAGUGGGUUACCGAACGCUUCUGGAGAUAUGUCAAUUCGUUGAAACUCGGCCAAAGGGAGAAAUCACCAAGAUUAGUUUUGUGGGCUACUCCAUGGGCGGCCUUAUCGCUAGAUUCAUCGUUGGCAAGAUGUUCACGGAGUGCCAUGAGCUAUUUCAAGGUAUCGAGCCACAGCUAUUCAUCACUUUUGCUACUCCACAUCUUGGGGUCCACUUUUACGUAAGAGACCAUCACGCGAGCCAUCAUAAGGCCAUUUCAAGGAUUUUAUCAGCUUUGGGGACUACGGUUUUGGGCAGAUCUGGCAGGCAAUUGUUCAUUCAGGAUGGCGUACCUGAAAAAUCCAUUCUCGUUCGAUUGAGCAAAGGGGAAUAUUUAGAGGGCCUGUCCCGCUUUAAGCAUCGAAUAUGCAUUGCUAAUGUUAAGAACGACAGAACUGUAGCGUUUUACACCUCGUUCAUCACUGAUUGCGACCCAUUUUUGGAAACGGAAAAUCAAAUAAAGUACGAAUUCGAGCGAAACUUGCCGGGAACAAACUUGUGUAUGGUUCCUCGUAUCAUAGACAUGAACAUGCUCGAUCCAGCAUCUUCAAGAUCCCCUCCUGAAGGCCAUUUCUACACGCGCUGGAUGUUCAUAAUCGUGAUAUGCUGCUUUUUAACGUUUGUUUUGCCCUUAAUAUUUGUGGCCAACGUACUAGGGACAUGUUACUCUUAUUUGGCAACCGUCCACUAUCAAAACCUUCUUCAUCAAGGCGAAGGUCGCAGCUUAAUUCGACGCAAAUUAGGUUUGAGAGACAAGAUUGCUGAUUCACUACGUGACACGGUAGGGGCAAUAGCAAGUGAACAAGAGGACAGUUUGGGCGCUGAUAGUGGGCAAACUAUUGUCAAGGAAAAUAUUUCAUGGGAGGAUUUCAUCAAAAAGUAUACUAAUAGUUGGAAUUCGAAAUCAAAACCCAAGUUUGGCGUUUUGAAUUUUGAUGAUCAACGGAAAAGCAUCUUAACAAAUUUAAACAAGCUGUCGUGGAUUCGGAUUCCCUUGUACAUCAAAUCGCUGAAUGCUCACGAUGGCAUUGUGGCCCGAAAGGGCGUAAAAGGUGCGACUCCUUACAGCGUUUCGGGACUUCAAUUUGUCGCUCAGCUGGUUGAUUUUUUGAGCUCGCACUAA